Molecule: messenger RNA, 898 nt
Organism: Xylaria bambusicola
Lineage: Eukaryota; Fungi; Ascomycota; Sordariomycetes; Xylariales; Xylariaceae
Exons: 4
Coding region: 58-816 (252 amino acids)
Source: RefSeq, a predicted model, not a curated record
CCGCGAUAUACAUGUUAUAGUACAUUAUAGUGGAUGUUAUAAGUAGGCACGGAGUAUAUGUUAGGUUGGGAGGUACUUGGUAGCCAGGCAGGCACGGCGUACCUCCCAGUAUUCGCGGUAGUGGGGGAUCGACGACUCAUGCGCUCUCUCGCCCGUCUCGUCCGGGUCCUUUCUCCCAUCAAAUUCUUUGCUGCUUCGGCGCAUGCGCGGUCAUACAACUUUCUUCAACUCCGUAGUAUCCAACUCAGCAUCAUCGACCAUCGCCUCUGCAACUUUUACAAAAGUAACAUUAGCCAGCCAGCCCUGUUGGUUGCUUAUCAUAUCAUCGCCCUGCACAUCCCCCGGCCCGCAUUGGCGUCCACCGAGCGACAAGUGACGCGCCGUUCGAGACGAGACGAGACAGGCGACGUUGGCUUCUGUCAGCCAUCGGCAGAUUUGACCUUUGACAGGCUUGACAACCUCUCUCUACAUCUAGGGGUCGCGAACGGGCUUACUGUCUUCUAUUUCCGACGUCCGUACAUGAGUACUAAACUUCGCUGGUCGUGCCGAAGUGCGCCAUCACCUACUACUUCUACUGCCAUCACCGUGAUUUCGUGGAUGCUGAGUAGCUCCCUUGUCGAUCCCUACAGGUCACCCCAUUGCAAGGCCAUUCGGUGCGGAAGACCCAUUCAGUGGUGCCCACCAAGAGAUCUGCCAGAUAUUCAGGGUCUGAAGUUCUUCCACGACGCAUUACCGCCAUCGACAAUCACUAGAACCCAUUCUGUGUCUUUUAUACAGGCAGUGUCCCCAGCGGCUGCGACUUACGCACGUACUUAGUACCUACGGCUGAGCCUUUGUCUUUAAGAUAGACGACACUGCAUAUUUGACUGUACCUUGUUAUCCUCCUGUAUUGGCAUUG